CUCAUCAAGUCUCCCACACAAAACACAAUAGUUAAGAGUUUACUAGCAAAGGAGAAAAAUGAAGUUUGUUUACUUUCUCGUUGUACUAUUGGCUUUGGCAUCCUCUCUUGCCUUUGCUUAUGAUCCAAGCCCCCUACAAGACUUUUGUGUGGCUAUUAAUGACACUAGAACUGGUGUGUUUGUGAAUGGAAAAUUUUGCAAGGAUCCUAAGCUUGCAAGAGCUGAAGAUUUCUUCUAUCCUGGAUUGGGAGCCGGAGACACAUCAAAUCCACUAGGGUCAAAGGUGACACCUGUGGCUGUUAACGAAAUAUUAGGACUCAACACACUUGGAAUAUCCUUGGCUCGUAUAGACUUUGCACCAAAGGGUUUGAACCCUCCUCACACUCACCCUCGUGGGACAGAGAUUCUUGUAGUAUUGGAGGGUACCCUUUACGUUGGUUUUGUUGCAUCCAAUCAAAACGACAACCGUCUCUUCACCAAAGUGCUUAACAAGGGUGACGUGUUUGUGUUCCCCAUUGGACUCAUUCACUUUCAGCAAAACGUGGGUUAUGGAAACGCUGUGGCCAUUGCUGGCCUUAGUAGCCAAAACCCGGGGGUUAUUACGAUUGCUAAUGCUGUGUUUGGAUCUAAACCACCUAUCUCUGAUGAAGUUCUCGCUAAAGCUUUUCAAGUGGACAAAAACACAAUCGACUACCUUCAGAAGCAAUUCUGGUACAACAAUAGUUAACGUGGGAACGUGAUUCGUGAUACCAUGCAUCUUGCUCGAUCGGACCUUGGAUAAAUAGUUUUCUCAUUUUGCUUGUGCUUCAUGCAAUUCACUCUCUCAAGCAAUUACACUGCAAUAUUAAAUAAAAUGCAUGUGGCUAUUAUGUGUAUGACGUAGUUGAUUUGUGUGGAUUUGAAUUUGGUUUGAUAUAUCAAUGUUACGAGUAUAAUAAUAAAAAGAAACAACUAAUUUGGCUUUUA
Cajanus cajan (pigeon pea) is the source of this 966-nucleotide messenger RNA. Its product is annotated as germin-like protein subfamily 1 member 7. Gene Ontology annotation, molecular function: manganese ion binding. The record is from RefSeq and is a predicted model, not a curated record. NCBI's taxonomy places the organism in Eukaryota, Viridiplantae, Streptophyta, Magnoliopsida, Fabales, Fabaceae.